AUGGACGACAACGGGAGGAACCGGUUUGGCGCGAAGGCGGGGAAGCGGCCAGUGUCGGAAUCCACGCGGAUUACUGUCUCUGCCCGGCUAGAAGAGUUCCGUGACGGAACUGAACCAGAGAUGACGUUUGAGGCCGAUCUGAGCAACCAUGACAGGGCCGUGGUGCAUCAGCUGUGCCGGAAGAUGGGCUUUGUCUCUAAGAGCCAUGGGAAAGGAUCUAACCGUAGAUUGACAGUCUACCGAACCUCCCGAACCAAGACUCCAGGAGGGCCAGGUUCGGGCUCCACCGGGCCUACAGCGGACUCCCUCCCGAGCCUGACCCUCUCGCCAGAGUCCGAAGCUGCUGUGCUGGCGCUGCUGCUGGCCCACCCCCCCACGGAGCUGGAGAUGACGUCAGCAAUGCAGGCAGGGGGGUAUCUGGCGGACGCUGCUGCAGGAAGGGGAGUGGCGCAGGGGAAGGGGGGAGCUAGCGCAGGGAAAGGGGGAGCUGGUGCGGGGAAAGGGGGAGCUGGUGCGGGGAAAGGGGGAGCUGGCGCGGGGAAAGGGGGGGCUGGUAAUGGGGACGAUGAGGAGGGAGUGACAGGGGCUAUGGCGCGACUUGGGAUGGGGGAGGGGGGAGGGGGAGCGAAUGGGGGAAAAGAUCAGCGGAAGGCGCAGGGGAAGGACAUGGAGAUGGGGAAGGGGAAGGGGAAGGGGAAAGGGAAGGAUGAGGAGGGGGAAAGCGGGGACCCUUGGGUGCAGGCGCAGGUGAAGGCACUGGCAGAUAGACUGGCGCACAUGGCAUCACUCAAAGCGGCGCAGGUGAAGGUUCUGGCAGAUAGACUGGCGCACAUGGCAUCACUGAAAGCGGAGGAGAUCACACGGGCGAUAGAGCGGCACCAGGUGGUGCUGGUAGUGGGCGAGAUGGGGUGUGGCAAGACCACGCAGGUGCCUCAGUUCUCUCAUUCCCAUUCUCCUCCCCAUUUCCCACCCCCCCUUCUCCCGCCACCCACACACCCGCUUUCUCUCUCGCCUCCAUCCCUGGCAGAUCACACAGAAACGGCAGUCAUUACCCAUCAUGGUGUAUCGGGAGGAGAUUACAAGGACGAUAGAGCAGCACCAGGUGGUGUUGAUUGUGGGGGAGACGGGGUGUGGCAAGACCACGCAGGUGCCUCAGUUUAUCCUGGAUCACGAGUGGGCGAAGGGCCGGCGCUGCCGUGUGCUCUGCACCCAACCCAGACGAAUUUCCGCCACUUCUGUGGCGGAGAGGAUAGCAGCAGAGAGAGGGGAAAGCAUCGGGCAAACAGUGGGGUACCAGAUUCGGCUAGAGACGAGGUGCAUGAGCGUGACCGCUUUGCAGACUUCAUGCUCAUCAUUCUCAGAGAUCUGCUGCGCCUGCGACCCACUCUCAAGCUGGUGCUUAUGAGUGCAACCCUGGAUGCUGGGCUGUUUGCAAAUUAUUUUGGGGGCUGCCCGGUCAUCAACGUCCCUGGCUUCACAUAUCCGGUGCGAUCACUGUACCUGGAGGAUAUCCUUCGCAUCACAAACUAUGGCAACAAUUUUGCUGGCGGGGCUUUCUAUAAAGGAGCACUUCAUAAGAGGAACCAGGCCUCGAGCAAGGUGCUUCAUCAUCAGACUAUGGAUGUGGAGGGGAAAGCUGCAGCACAAGCCAACGUGCAUAUGGGUGGAGCGGGUGAGAGAGAGGGAGUGGAGCAAGGAGAGGAGGAGGUGGAGGAAGGGGAGGUGGGGGAAGAUGAGGAGGAAGAAGGGGAGGAAGCAGGGGGAGAGGAGGGAGAGGGAGCAGGCGGGGAGGGGGGAGUGGGAGCAGCAGAGGUGGAGACGGAUGAGGAGGAGGGGGAGGAGGAGGAGGUGGAGGAAGGGGAGGUGGUAGGACUUACAGCAAAGGACGCAGCAGCAAUGGAUGAGGCAAUAAGGCUCGCAUGGAUGGCGGAUGAGUUUGAUGACUUAAUGGAGCUGGUAGUAGCGGGGCAUGAGGAGGCAAAGCUUCAGGGCAUGAUGAGUAGAAUGAUGAUGGCAGCUGCACGGAGCAGCGGCAGUGGUGGUGGUGGUGGUGGUGGUGGUGGUGGUGGUGGUGGUGGUGGUGACGGUGAUGGUGAUGGUGGCGAUGGUAGUGGAGAGGGGGGAGGUGGAGGGGGGAAAGGUAGCGGUGGCGGGGGAAGGAUGUUGAGACGGCUCUUGAGGCGGAGGAGAAAGGAGAGUCAGCUGCAGCAAGUAGGGGGGAAGCAAGGAGAGGGGAAGCGAGAGAAGAGAGGGAAAGGGAGAAAGGCUGCGGGUGUUGGGCGAGGCGUGACUAUAAACAUAUGUGACUAUGCACAUUCAGAGACGGGAGCCACGCCCUUGAUGGUUGCUGCUGGCAAAGGACGAGCAGAGGAGGUGGAGAUGCUGCUGUCGCUGGGGGCCGAUGUGACUCUCACAUCAGACGAUGGCAGCACGGCACUUGACUGGGCGCGCAUGUACGGCCAUGAGGCUGUGUGCUGCCUUCUUGAGAGGCACUUGAGGAAACUGGGAUUGGGAGGGCUGGAGGAGGGAGAGGAGGUUGAUGAGGGGGAGGAAGAGGGAGAGGAAGGGGAGGAAGAGGGAGAGGAAGGGGAGGAGGAGGGAAUACAAGAGGAGGAGACGGAGGGAAUGCAGGGAAGGAUGCAGGAAGCUGCGGUAUUGGUACCAGCGACAGCUGAUGCUGCUGCUGCUGCUGCUGCUGCUGCCACUGCUGCUGCUGGUGUUGCUGCUGCUGCUCAUGCUUCUGCUGUGUCUGCGCCUGUGAGUGCAGAAGAAGCGAGAUUGGCAGCACAGGAACAAGCAGCGCUCGCCUCGUACCAAUCCAGUGUGGAUCAUGAUGAGGUGGAUCUGGCCCUCAUCCACCUCCUGCUGACUAGGAUCUGCGUCAGCGCUGGCGAACGGCCGGCAGCACUCAAGAGCAGCACAGAGAUUUCCCGACUCAGAGACAGGCUGCUAGGGUCAUCUGUAUUUGGUGACUCGUCGCGGUUCCUGAUACUGCCGCUGCAUUCUAAAAUCCCCAUGACGGAUCAGAGGAGGGUGUUUGAGCGGCCGGGGAAAGGAGUGAGGAAGAUUGUGCUGACGACGAAUAUCGCCGAGACGGCGCUGACGAUUGAUGACAUUGUGUUUGUGGUUGACUCGGGAAGGUUGAAAGAGAAGAGCUACGACCCGUACAUGAAUGUCGCUACGCUGCAGGUCUGCUGGGUUUCCAAGGCGAGUGCGCGGCAGCGCCAGGGAAGGGCAGGGAGGUGCAGGCCGGGGGUGUGCUUCCACCUCUUCUCGCGCACGCGGGCUGAGUCGUUGCCGGAAUUCCAGGCUCCGGAAAUCAAGCGCACGCCCCUGGAAGAGCUCUGCCUGCAGAUCAAGAUCCUAGACCCUUCUCUCGACAUCCCCUUGUUCCUCUCCAAGGCCCUCGAGCCACCCGUCCCCGCCGCCAUCACCAACGCCGUCGCGCUCCUGCAAGACAUAGGCGCCCUCGAUCCCCACCAGUCCCUAACACCCCUCGGCGUCCACCUCGGCGCCCUCCCCCUCCACCCAGUCACCUCCAAAAUGCUCCUUCACUCCAUCCUCCUCGACUGCCUCGGCCCAGCGCUCACCGUCGCGGCUGCCAGCACCUAUCGGGACCCGUUUCAAAUGCCUUUAGGGCUGGAGCAGAAGCACAGGGCGCUGGCUGUCAGGCACGAGCUGGGGAACUCACUGGGGGGGUAUGGGGAUCACCUGGCGCUCAUUGCGGCGUUUGACGGGUGGGCUCAGGCGAAAGCAGCGGGGGGGUCGCGGGCCGGGGAUGCGUUUUGCCGGCGGAAUUUCCUGUCGCCGGGCGGGAUGGUGAUGAUUUCUGGGUUGCGGAAGCAGCUGCGAGGGGAGCUGCUGCGGAAAGGGUUUUUAGGGAGUGCGCGCGAGGGGAGAGGAGGGAGGUGGGGAGGAGGGAGAGGGAGGGGAGGAGGAGGCAGAGGAGGUGGAGGAGGAGGAGGAGGAGGAGGAGGAGGAGGAGGAGGAGGAGGAGGAGGAGGAGGAGGAGGAGGAGGAGGAGGAGGAGGAGGAGGAGGAGGAGGAGGAGGAGGAGGAGGAGGAGGGUGGGAUUUGAAUGUGGAUUUGGACUGUGAGUGUAACGCGAAUGGGAAGAAUCAGGGAGUGGUGAGGGCAGUGCUAGCUGCUGGUUUGUACCCGUUUGUAGCUAGUCUCUUACCGAAACUACCCUCCGGGCGGCAGCAGGCGGUGGUAGUGACGGCCCGAGGCGAGAAGGUUCGGAUCCACCCGCACUCGGUCAACUUCCGAGCCUUGCACCGAGGCUUGGAGGCAGGUUCGGGAACGCUCGGCGGCGCCGGAGGGAGCGGUAGCUCCGGAAGCGCCGAGGUGUCAUCACAGCCGUUGAUUGUGUUUGAUGAGAUCGUGCGGGGCGAGGGGAACCAGACGAUUAGAUCGUCGACUGUGGUUCGUCCACUGUCUCUCAUCCUGAUUGCAUCCGAGAUGGUUGUUGCUCCUUUGGCGCCUUUGAAGGCUGGCAGAGAGGAGGAGGACGGGAGUGGGGUGAAGGGAGAAGGGAAGGGAGACGCGAAGGGAGAAGGGGAAGAAGUAGGUGAAGGAGAAGGGAAUGCAGGGGAGAGUGAUCUGGGGGUGGAGGUUCGGAAAAGGAAGAGACGGCAGAGGGGGCGACGGGGAGAGGAGGGGGUGAUGACAGGGUCAGGUCAGAGAGAAGGGGAAGCAGUGGGGGAAGGAAGCGAACCGGGUAAGAUGGAAAUAGGGAAGGUUGAAAAGGUGGAGGGGGAUGAGGGCGACGAGCAGGAGGGAGAGGAAGAGGAGGAGGUGGAGGAAGGGGAGUAUGUUUCAGGUGCGGAGGAUGAGGAAGGGGAGGAGGAGGAGGGGCCUGUGGUGAGGCCGAAUCCCAAGAGUGCAAAGGAGAGGAGGCGGAAACUGCAGGAGGAACUCAUGAGCGAUCCUGACCGUGAGAUCGUGAUCGUGAUCGAUCGAUGGCUGAGAUUCCGCACCACGGCCAUGCUGGCGGCUCAGCUGUUCUGCCUGAGGGAGAGGCUGGCUGCUUGCUUUGCCACCAAGGUCCAUGAUCCCAGGAAACCUCUCCCCCCUCUCCAAGCACUGACGCUCUACACCAUCGCCUCCCUCCUCUCAUUCGAAAACUACUUCCUUCCUCCUCCAACCAGCCAAUCAGCAACCGCUGGUGAAAAAUCAGCUCCGGCCGGACCUCACAAGGGCGCCCUCUUGCCCGGGCCUCAGGGCCCUGGCUCUGGUGCAGCCUUUGGUGGCAGGUUCGGAAGAGGUGGUGGUUGGGGAGGAGGGAGGGGUGGGGGGAGGGGUGGUGAGGGGUUUGGUUCAAGGGGAAGAGGUAGGAGAGGUGCAGGGUUUGGUCGGCGUGGUGGUGGAAUGGGAGGGGGGAGAAACUCUGGGUUUUAA
Messenger RNA from Closterium sp. Yama58-4, 5400 nucleotides. The record is from the annotation of a GenBank genome assembly. Lineage: Eukaryota; Viridiplantae; Streptophyta; Zygnematophyceae; Desmidiales; Closteriaceae.